UAAAAUGCUUUUAAACCACGGAAAAUAAAGCAGUUUGUUUCGGGACUGAAGACCUGUACAGCCCCACUUCUUACCUGCUCACCAGCACUGUCUACCAGGGCCACAUCAUGCCACAGGACCAGCCGUGCAAGCUGCUCCAGUCAUCCAGGACCCCUGACAGUAAAAGGAAGAAAAAGAAGAAACGAAAGAAAGCCACUGCUUCCACCACCCAUCCAGAAAACACACUGGAACCUCAGGCUGUAUCUUUGCAUCCUGAGACCUCGCCAGUGUCCCUUCUGCCCCCUAGGAGUCCUACUCAGCCUGGAGGCCAGCUGCCCAAGCUCAGAGCUGCUAGUAAGAAGGACAGAAAACGGCUGGCAGGCAGCGGCCGGAGGAGCAAAAAACCCCAAAAGGAUUCACCAGCCCCACUGAGAGGAACAAACAAAACCAUUGGCAGUGCAGCUCCAGCGCAGGGGCAUGUGACAGAGCUCAGCGCCCAGGCCAGGGAGAGCCUGAGGUGGGAGGGAGUACUGGAGGACCCCCAGGCUGAGGAGAAGAGGCUGGAGCUAUACAGGGCCAACAGGCGGCAGCGUUACAUCGCACACAGAGAGGCUCUGUUAAAAGAAACCCAGGAUACCUUGAGACAGACUUUUCCUAAAGAGAGCACAGAGAAGGAGGCUUUGACUGAAUCUGACCAAUGGGAGACUGCGUCAUUACCGCAUGUGAGCACAGACUGAAUUAAAGAAAAUGAGAGCCUUAUGCUGCUAGUCAUCUCAGGCUUUAUUUGUUCACAGUUUAAAACAGAUUUAGCCAUAAUGAGGCACAGAGUGAUCCAUGAGUGCUGUUAAGACGUUGUACUGAAAACAAACUGACCCCGUUGCCAAUUCAACACUCUUUAAAGCACCUGCUGUACCUGCUUUCUGUGGCAGGCACAAAAUAGAUAUGGACGAGGACUGGACAUGCUCCUGCUGAAUAGACCUGUUAAAAACUUAAUAGAGCAUUUGCAGAGCUUAUCUUGUGCUUCUAAAUUAUGUAGCACCUCCAGAAAAGACCCAAAGUUGAUCUUUCAGGACUGAAACCCAAUCAGGAUAAUACCACUGAACCCCCCUCACACCUGUGUGAGGGAGGAUAGGAGAGUUAAAUGGAUGAUGUUUUUUCCCUACUACUUCAAUAUGGGUUAGCUCUGUUUUUCCUUUCUUUCUGUCUUUCUUUCAAAUUGCCCAAAACUCCCUUGUAUCCACCAGAAUGGUUGUGCAGUUGUUUACUGAAUUUAACAAUUUGUUACUGUCAGAGUAUUGUAUAUUGGCUGACCUGGUGGACCAGUGAUCUAAUGUGCAAAGUCAAGGUUUAUGUGUCUCUGUUCUUCUGCUUAUUUCUUGCUGUUAUACAUCAAUAACCCCCUGCAAAUGUGGUAACACACAAAUAAAUUAACCAAGACGGACACAUAAUUUGCUUGUACUGCUU
Molecule: messenger RNA, 1443 nt
Organism: Toxotes jaculatrix (banded archerfish)
Lineage: Eukaryota; Metazoa; Chordata; Actinopteri; Toxotidae
Gene: c12h17orf97
Product: chromosome 12 C17orf97 homolog
Exons: 3
Coding region: 108-716 (202 amino acids)
Biological process (GO): protein arginylation
Source: RefSeq, a predicted model, not a curated record